Molecule: messenger RNA, 843 nt
Organism: Eremomyces bilateralis CBS 781.70
Lineage: Eukaryota; Fungi; Ascomycota; Dothideomycetes; Eremomycetales; Eremomycetaceae
Exons: 1
Coding region: 130-663 (177 amino acids)
Source: RefSeq, a predicted model, not a curated record
CACAUCAAACAUAUUUCGAGGCUUCAGCUGUUUGUCGCAUGAUGAACAACUCCGACCGGAACCAGACGUUUGCUUCAUCCAGAUCGUGCAAUCCAAUCGAUCAUUCAAACCCACAUCAUUUAAUCAGAUAUGGAAGGUGACUCAAGAGAUCUCGGAGACUCUCCAUUACUACCUAACGGUGCAUCAGAGGAUACACAGACACCUCAAGCAUGGUCGAAGCCUCAUGAAGCCAGCACGGAAUCGCCACCUCCAAUCCCACCAAAGUCUGCCCUGCGUCCUCGCUCAGAGGCCUUUUCGUACCACAGCGCCUCCGCUAUUCCCCCAGCUGGUGAUAGUAAUGCGAUAACGAUCCAUUCCGAAGACGCGAUUGCCCGUAGUGCAGCUAUACGGUCAAGACCUAAUCGAUUCGGCGAGGUCUUCUACGAGGACUCACAAAUCGCAUCACCGCCCGGCGACCGUUGCAGUAAUUGCUUAACAACACAAGGCGCCCGUACCGAUGCGCACACCGCUCGUCGAAGGUCGGAAAUUUUUACGGUAACCUGCCUGAUUGCCGCAGGCGUGCUGCUUGGAUGGGUCAUCACGUCUCUGUCGCUGCGUUUCUUCCCUGGAAAUCUGGUUGGAGAUGGGCAUAUUGAGGAGGAUGGAACGGCGUUUCUGCUAUAAGGAUUUACACGAAUUGAAAUGAGGAGGACACGGACUUUCGUCGCCUUGAUUUUGGGCAUUACGCUAUCCAGAAUACAAGACGGCCGUUGGACUAUGCGGUUGCUUGCACAGUCUCUGCGAACGGGAACAGUUAUGGGACGAAAAAUUGGAAUUGCAGAGAGAUCGACGCAAUAGACGUAU